Molecule: messenger RNA, 485 nt
Organism: Symbiodinium sp. CCMP2456
Lineage: Eukaryota; Dinophyceae; Suessiales; Symbiodiniaceae
Source: the annotation of a GenBank genome assembly
AUGCAAGUUCUCGUUCAACGCCUUGAGGGAGUGCCGGUCGGGAGCUACCUAAGCAUCGGCUGCGAUGGGCAGAGGAUUCUAAGGCGAUUAGAAGCCGGCCGAAGCUUCCCGAUUCCUGGCGCGGAGAUCGGAGCCUUGAAGAUAGAGGUGCUGCAGAGCAUGGGCAGCGGCUACGUGGUGAAGCAGCCUGGGCGGCAGGCUUGCAGCUUGUCCUUCCUCCCUGAGACAGCAAGGGCCGCCAUGAAGAACACGAAGAUGCUGCUGGAGCUGGAACUGAUGCCUCAGUCGCCUGCAGAGGCUGCAAGUAAAGCUCCCAACCAAGAGGAGAAUAGCUUUUACUUGCAGAAACACAAGCUGUCGGAGUACUUCAAGGCGCUUCUUUCUGCCAUGCUACGCCGGAAGCCGUCUGAUCCCUAUGCCUGGAUGCUGGGACAGCUGCAGGGCAAGAUUAUCGCCUCUCCUCCUGCAGAGAUUUCAACAUUAAG